Messenger RNA from Morchella sextelata, 585 nucleotides. RefSeq lists its product as uncharacterized. Gene Ontology annotation, biological process: pyridoxine biosynthetic process. The record is from RefSeq and is a predicted model, not a curated record. Lineage: Eukaryota; Fungi; Ascomycota; Pezizomycetes; Pezizales; Morchellaceae. The transcript is spliced from 5 exons. Bases 1 to 585 code for a protein of 194 amino acids. Gene Ontology annotation, molecular function: pyridoxamine phosphate oxidase activity; FMN binding.
AUGGCCUCUAACGCAAAGCUUAUUUUUGCGCCGAAAGACGACCAAUACCUCCGAGGAAGCCUUGAUCAUGAUAACCUUAACGAAGACCCGUUCCAGCAGUUCCACGCUUGGUUCAAAGAAGCACAAAACCAUCCCAUUUCUCAGCCGGAGGGUACAACCCUCUCUACAGCAAGUCUACCAUCCGGUCGCGUCUCAGCACGAACAGUCUACCUCAAAGAGCUAGACCAUCGGGGAUUCGUCAUUUACUCCAACUGGGGCACCUCUAAAAAGUCAGAGGAUGUCGCCAGCAAUCCCAAUGCCUCGUUGACCUUCUGGUGGAAGGAGCAAGAGAGGCAGGUUAGAGUUGAAGGAGUCACCGAGAGGUUGACGGAUGCAGAAAGUCAGGUCUAUUAUGAUACUCGAAUUCGUGGGUCCAGGAUCGGCGCAUGGGCCAGUCAGCAGUCCUCUGUCCUCCCUAGCAGAGAACUGCUAGAGCAGCAGGUAAAAGAAGUUGAACAAAGAUUCGAAGGCCGAGAGAAGAUCCCCGUACCUCCCUUCUGGGGCGGCUUGAGGAUCAUUCCAACCAAGGGUAUUACCCCGCACUAG